This is a messenger RNA of Exserohilum turcica Et28A, 528 nucleotides long. Its product is annotated as glycoside hydrolase family 20 protein. Lineage: Eukaryota; Fungi; Ascomycota; Dothideomycetes; Pleosporales; Pleosporaceae. Gene Ontology annotation, biological process: glycosaminoglycan metabolic process; carbohydrate metabolic process. The coding region runs from base 1 to 528 and encodes 175 amino acids. Gene Ontology annotation, cellular component: membrane. The record is from RefSeq and is a predicted model, not a curated record. Gene Ontology annotation, molecular function: beta-N-acetylhexosaminidase activity. The transcript has 3 exons.
AUGCCGUCUCGCGGUCUCGCCCCCAUCGUCUGGGAGGAAAUGCUGCUAAAGUGGAAACUGAAUCUCGCAUCUGACGUUGUGGUGCAGGCGUGGCGGAGCUCCAAAUCCGUGGCGGAUAUUGUGGCAACGGGACAUAAAGUCAUCGCAGGGAACUAUGACUUUUGGUACCUCUCCUGCGGCACAGGCCAAUACAUCAACUACGCGCCGUCCGUCAGCGCGCGCUACUGGCCUUUUACAGAUUACUGUGCGCCCUUCAAGAACUGGCGUGUGAUCUACUCGUACGAUCCGCUAGCCGGCGUGCCCUCCGCCCAGCAGCACCUUGUCAUCGGCGGCGAAGCACACAUGUGGUCGCAGCAAGUCGAUCCCAUGAACGUGGACCAGAUGGUGUGGCCGCGCGCCGCCGCCGCCGCAGAGGUGCUGUGGAGCGGCGCCAAAGACGAGCACGGUCGCAACCGUAGUUACUUUGAUGCUGCGCCCCGCCUGAGCGAGAUGAGGGAACGCCUGGUGGCCAGGGGCGUGCGCGAAUGA